Molecule: messenger RNA, 337 nt
Organism: Dentiscutata erythropus
Lineage: Eukaryota; Fungi; Glomeromycota; Glomeromycetes; Diversisporales; Gigasporaceae
Source: the annotation of a GenBank genome assembly
AUGUUAUUUACAAUAAUUGAAAUAGUUUUUUCAGUUUAUAAAGAUGAAAUAACGGAAUUAAAAGUUUUAGAAGAAAGGGUCAAAAAAUUAGAAUCUAAAGAAUCUAGCUCUUCACAUGCCAAUGCAUCAAAACCUAGAAACUGCUGGGAAGUCUUUGUAAAUGUACAUAAGAUUCCAAAAAGAAGUAUGAUGGUAAAAGUAAUUGGAAUAUAUUCACAUUUCUUAUUUUGUACAAUCGCUGCUCCAGAUUCAUUAUGGAUAAAAAUUUAUCUUACAUGUGUAGCUAUUUAUGUCACAUUAACUGAAAAAUUAGAAGAAAAAGUUAUUCUGUCACUGA